This is a messenger RNA of Mus caroli (Ryukyu mouse), 378 nucleotides long. RefSeq names its product ribosomal protein S28 (gene Rps28). Gene Ontology annotation, biological process: ribosomal small subunit assembly; maturation of SSU-rRNA; translation. Gene Ontology annotation, molecular function: structural constituent of ribosome. Gene Ontology annotation, cellular component: cytosolic small ribosomal subunit; ribosome. Lineage: Eukaryota; Metazoa; Chordata; Mammalia; Rodentia; Muridae. The record is from RefSeq and is a predicted model, not a curated record.
GAGAGCGAAAGGGAGGCGUGGUCAGAGCCGACUAUAAAAAGCAUCCCCUGCUCACGUGACUCCUCUCCGCCAGAUCGCCGCCAUCAUGGACACGAGUCGCGUGCAGCCCAUCAAGCUGGCUAGGGUAACCAAAGUGCUGGGCAGGACCGGUUCGCAGGGACAGUGCACGCAGGUGCGAGUGGAAUUUAUGGAUGACACCAGCCGCUCUAUCAUCCGAAAUGUCAAAGGCCCCGUUCGAGAGGGUGACGUGCUCACCCUAUUGGAGUCAGAAAGAGAAGCUCGAAGGUUGCGUUGAUCUUGCAGCUGGUGGGGUUCUGGAUAUCCACUACUUAGCCCACGGAAUGAUCUGCAACUGUUAAAUAAAGCAUUUAUAUUAAU